UUAAAUUUCUUCGCUGUACUGAAUGGACCCAACGGCUCUUUUAAGAGCCACCCACGUUUUCAAAAAGAGUACGUUGAUCAUGUCAGCUAUUAUUUAGUAGCCAUGCUUAAACUACGCCGUCUGAAGAAGUAUGGGAUUUGAGUGACUUCCAGGUCUUGAUAAAUAGUGUUGUUCCUAUUGUGUGUUUUAUGAAAUAUCAGAUUAAGGGUUUUUAAAACUAUCAUACAAGCAGUGUUUUCAUGACGAAAGGUUAGUGAUUGUCAAACACGACUGACUGAAUGAAUUCAUACGGGUUAUUGAGUGUUUUAAGUUUAUCAUCGUGCGACCAUAUACAUGUUAUCACUUUGAGAAAACCAAGGGGAAGAAAAUGAAAUAAAAAACAAUCGUAUUUACAGAUGGCUGUACUAUAUGCCAAAUAUAAUGCUGAAAAUAAUAUGAACCAUUUCUGUUAAAUAUGGUCUGAAAAAUCUACAGAGAGGUUUGGAAGUUUGAGUAUGGAAAACGUAGGAACCCUGCAACGAGCUUCAUUUUACACUAAGGUUAAACUAGCUCGAGACAUAAAGGCGUUCUUGCCAAAAUCCGGGACUGAAUCCCGUGGCCCUUUAUUUGUGUAUUGAUGCUGAUGUAUGAUCUUCAAAUACGUAUACACAUUCUCUCAAAGAGUUAAUUUAAUAUACACAAUAGACAAUAUUAUGUAAGGACGUUGCGGAAUUACAAUUGUCAAUUUUAAAGCGCUUUAUUGGCAUGUUUGUGACGAGCGGGAAAGUGUGGGGGAAGUGACGUCACUGGCGGGUCUGGCGAUGGGAAGAUUCACAUUUAGAAGCUUUCAAUUGGCAGAUGUGUUUCUCUAGCAGCCCGUUUCUGACCAAUCCAGCCCUCUGAAAUUAGCAUGAGCUUUCAAUAAAUACCCAGUACACCACUCUUGACAGACCAAUAUUUUGUAGUGCCAAGAGCUUACUAGUUUUGUUAUAUGCACAUAAACACGCAUUCAGAGAUUUCAUUAAUGAGUUGACAGUCAUAGCUGUUACUUUUUGCCGAAUAAAUAACCGUUUCUGUGAGCGGGAAAGUUCAGAAACGUGUGUGGGAGGAGAUUCAGGGGUGGUGCUAUAGGAGGGCACAAAGGAGCAGACGUGUCAAUGCAGCGCGCCUUUUCUACCCAAUGAAAUACCUUCCAACUAUUGGUUGCGUGAAUACAGCCAAUCAGAGGGAGAAAAUCCAGCCCUGUCAAAUUACCAUGAGCUUCAAAUAAAUAUCCAGUGCAUCCGUAUCCCCGGAACUGUGAUGUUUAUGCCGAAGAAGAGCAUUCCCGAUCCAGGGAAAUCUGUCUUCAAAGAAGGUGCGCUCACCAAGACAGCCGACGAAAGAGAGAGAGAGAAGAAAAAUAUGAAAUCUAGAAUAAAAGAGAGUUACGCAAAAAUACAAAGUUUUCCUGUUCUUAUUUUUUAGCGGCGGUCUGGCCACGCCCACCCUCAGAGCGGAUCAUUCAUAUGAUAACAACCUGAAAUAAGCCAAAGGAAUGUGGUAAACGCCCCCUAUCAAUAAGAUAAAAUUAGCAGCAAACAUUUGUUUGCCUUUAUUGACCUUUUAUCACGAUGGCACGUCACGCACGCGAGCAAGCUCUCCGGAUGAUCGUAGACAGCGAGGAAGAAUUCAGUUUUUCCUCAGAAGACGACGACGAAGUUGAUGAUGAAGGCCUGCACUUUGAAGAGGGCUUUGAUCCAGCGCAGGACACGUUUUCUGAUGAGAAUGUGGCUCCUUCACGUGCACCUCAUACAGGAGCGGCACACAAGCGUCGUUCAGUUUUCAACGUGGUUGAGAAUCUUAACGAAUGUGAGAAUGACCAGAUACCUGUUGCAAAGAGAGCCAAGAUUCUGUCAUGGAAAGCAGAAACUGAUGUCGACAUGAAUCCAAAGCCUCUGAGAUUCCUGCCUGCGCGGGAACCUGGGCCGCAGUUGAGUCUCGCUGAGUCGCACUCCCCUAUGAGUCUUUUCAAACUGUUUUUCUCAGAGAGCGCCGUGUCAAAUCUGUGCCACAACACAAACGCUCAGGCUGCCAGGGCACUUGCAAAGGGUCGCAAAUACAGUUGGACAGAUGUCAGUGUUGACGAGAUGUACCGCUACAUUGGACUCGUUUUCUACAUGGCCACGGUGAAGAUGAGCUCCAUCGCCGACUACUGGCGGCAGGACAGUCUUUUCUCUUUGCCUCUUCCUGCCACAGUUAUGUCAAGGGACAGAUACCGCACCAUUUCAUGGAAUUUGCACAUGAGUCACCCAGAUGCAGACAAGGAAAAUGACAAAAAGAGGGGCACAGCUGAACAUGACCAACUUUUUAGGAUCAAACCUCUCAUGGACACUAUCCGUCUUGCGUGCAAAGCCUUCUAUCAUCCUAGAAGAAAUUUAGCUGUCAGGGAAAGACUGGCGGCAUGCAGAGCAAAUUUUGGAAUGACACGGUUCACGAAAGCCAAGCCAACAAAGCUGGGCUUCAAGUUUUUUGUCCUUGCUGACUCAUCAAAUGAAUAUACUGUGGAUCUCUCUGUGUACACGAGCAAGAACAGCUUUCCUACAGGCCAUGGGAUUUCAUAUGAUGCUGUGAUGUCUCUUCUGGACAAGAAAGUUUUGGGCUCUGGGUACCAUGUUUACAUGGAUGAUUUCUUUACAAGUCCAAAGCUCUUAACAGACCUGCUUGCUAUGAAGUUUGGUGCUUGUGGGACUUACAGAGACUAUAGGAGGGGCUUCCCACAGAGCGCAUCUAAUUCGCUGACCAAAAAAUCCACCAGGGGAUCCAUCAGGUGGAUUCGGGAUGGGCCUCUUGUGUGUGUGAAGUGGAUGGACAAAAAAGAGGUGUCUGUUUGUUCCACCAUCCAUGCUGCCUAUACUGGAGACCGUGUGCAAAGAAAAGUGAAAGCACAAGAUACAUGGAGGACAAAGACUUUUCCGUGUCCCGCACCUGCGACUGCGUACAACCACCACAUGGCGGGUACCGACCUGUCCGAUCAGCUGUUGGAGUACUACACUGCACAGCACAAAACCAUGAAGUGGUACAGAAAGGUCUUUCUACACUUCUUGGACAUUGCUGCCACCAACGCUUUCAUAUUGCACAAGGAGCUACACGGCAACAUGACACGCAAGGAGUUUAUGGAGCAGCUUGUUGCAGAUCUCUGUGGUGUGUCUCAGAAAGAAGCACAAAAACAGACCGGUAUCGACCACGUGCCGGUUCCAGGAGCCGAGUUGACCUCGAAUGUCAGAAAAAUUGCCACUACCGGUCGCCGCAUAUGUGCGCAUUGCAAAGCAGUGUUCGGCAAGAAGCAACAGACACCUUGGAAAUGCCAGGCAUGUGACGUUCACUUGUGUCUUCAGUUGAACAGGAACUGUUUCCAGGAAUGGCACAAAGCACAGUACUGAUUGACUUAUAUGGCUUCCUGACUGCAACAAACACAGGAGAAGGAAAAAAAAAAAAAAUUACAACCAAAGGAAAUAGCACCCAAUCCCUGCAGCCCACAUUGUCUGGAAAACAGUCAUAUUUACACUAUUUACAAUGCAGUCAAAAGGGAACACACUUGCCACAAUGAAAAAAAAAAAAAAAAAAAAGACCAAACUUAGAAAUAAACAUACAAACUAAGAAAUAAACAUACACAAAUAUAAACAUACAUACAAUUAUUCUAGAAUAUAACAACUUUACUUGUGCAAACUCCCUAUUAAGACUUAGAGGGAAUUCCCAUUUUGUGCCUUGGGUUUUCCUUUUCACCUCCCAUCUUUUAUUUCACCUGGGCAAGACUACAAACCUUCUCACAGAGAUUACAAACCAAAGCUUUCUUUUCCCAUGUAAUGCAUCAGCCAUGGUCCCACACCAGCUAAACACCCGCUUGCUUCACCUGCUUACAGUAGCCACGCCCCAAACUCUCACUAUAGACUGCAACAAUCCCCUCCCACUUUUUCAGUGGCAUUGGUUUCGAAAGUAUUUUUCCAUGCAUUUGUCACAUAGGGAUUUUUUUUUAUUUUAUUUUUUUAUUUAAUUUGUUAAAGCUUUAUAAGCCAUGAACCAAGCCAAGCUACAAGGGGAAUCAUAGUGUUAGAAACUUUGAUUUGAAGCAAAAAAAAAAAAAAAACAUUUGAAACCCAAACAAAAAUACAUAGGUACAAGACUGUGUACUGCAUGGCUUUAGUGAGGGAAAGAACUACAAUCCCAUGAAGCAUUGUGAACAACAUAAACAAUAAAUAAAUAAAUAAAUAAUGGAGAAAUAUAAAAGUA
Ctenopharyngodon idella (grass carp) is the source of this 4248-nucleotide messenger RNA. RefSeq names its product histone H4. Gene Ontology annotation, cellular component: nucleosome. The transcript has 4 exons. The coding region runs from base 1593 to 3401 and encodes 602 amino acids. Gene Ontology annotation, molecular function: protein heterodimerization activity; structural constituent of chromatin; DNA binding. Gene Ontology annotation, biological process: nucleosome assembly. The record is from RefSeq and is a predicted model, not a curated record. NCBI's taxonomy places the organism in Eukaryota, Metazoa, Chordata, Actinopteri, Cypriniformes, Xenocyprididae.